AUGGGCCGGAAAAAGAUCCAGAUCAGCCGGAUCCUGGAUCAGCGGAACCGGCAGGUGACCUUCACGAAGCGCAAGUUCGGCCUCAUGAAGAAGGCCUACGAGCUGAGCGUGCUGUGCGACUGCGAGAUCGCCCUCAUCAUCUUCAACAGCACCAACCGCCUCUUCCAGUACGCCAGCACCGACAUGGACAGGGUGCUGCUCAAGUACACGGAGUACAGCGAGCCGCACGAGAGCCGCACCAACUCCGACAUCCUGGAGACGCUGAAGCGCAAGGGGCUGGAGCAGCAGGAGCUGGAGCUGGACGAGGACACGGAGAAGCCGCGGCGGGCGGACGAGGGCAUGGACUUGUCGGUGGCGCGGCCCCGCUUCCACCCCCCGGCGCCGCUGCCCGGCCACGAUGCAGCCUACGGCAGCCCCCCGGCACCCACGGGCGAUGGGAGCCAGGGCCGCCCGCCCGUCUUCAAGCCGGCURUGCCGAAGCCUGGGCAGCCUGCGGGCCGCCCGCUGGCUCCGCUGACGCCAGGUCUGGGCUACCCGCUCUUCUCUGCGGGCCACCUCAGCCGAGCCCUGGCCACCAAGACGCCCCCGCCGCUGUUCCUGGGGGCCGAUGGGCACCGCRGCGAGGCCCCGGGGGGCACGGCUGGCGGCAGGAGCGGUGCCGGCGCGGCGCGAGCGCUCUACGCCGGCCUGCAGACCCUGAGCCCCGUGCUCGCCCCGGGCGCCGCCACCCCCGGCCUCGCCGCCUUCCCCUUCCUCACCUCCGCAGCCGCAGAGUUCGGGGCUGGCGAGGCUCCUGCCGCCUUCCCGCAGGCCGGCCCGGCCGCGUCGUGGCAGCCCCCGCGGGACGCGGCAGCGCUGGGGAUYGGCAGCAGGAUCGUCCCCACCGACGAGCCGUCCGCCAGCAGCCCCCCGCAGCCCCAGGCCAUCAGCAUCAAGGCGGAGCGGGUCUCCCCGGGGCUCGGCUGCCCCGUGGGACCCACCCUGGGCAACUUGUCCUCCCUGAGCGAAGCCCCCCGUGUCCCCGGGGACCUGCAGCCGCGUGACGACUACGCCAAGGGCUACCCCUACCCGCUGGCUCUGUCCCGGCCGCUGGCGGAGGAGCAGCGGCCCCCGGUGCCCGUGCGGCGCCUGCAGCCCGUGGACACGUGGCCGAGAUAG
This is a messenger RNA of Nothoprocta perdicaria, 1158 nucleotides long. RefSeq names its product myocyte enhancer factor 2B (gene MEF2B). Gene Ontology annotation, molecular function: DNA-binding transcription factor activity, RNA polymerase II-specific; RNA polymerase II cis-regulatory region sequence-specific DNA binding; protein dimerization activity. NCBI's taxonomy places the organism in Eukaryota, Metazoa, Chordata, Aves, Tinamiformes, Tinamidae. The record is from RefSeq and is a predicted model, not a curated record. The coding region runs from base 1 to 1158 and encodes 385 amino acids. The transcript is spliced from 8 exons. Gene Ontology annotation, biological process: positive regulation of transcription by RNA polymerase II.